Molecule: messenger RNA, 3447 nt
Organism: Trypanosoma conorhini
Lineage: Eukaryota; Euglenozoa; Kinetoplastea; Trypanosomatida; Trypanosomatidae
Exons: 1
Coding region: 1-3447 (1148 amino acids)
Biological process (GO): transmembrane transport
Cellular component (GO): plasma membrane
Molecular function (GO): transmembrane transporter activity
Source: RefSeq, a predicted model, not a curated record
AUGCGAGGCAACGACUUUCUGGCGCGCGUGUAUGAAGAUCCCCGCAGCCCAAACUCCCCCGCCCAUCGCUCGGCUUCCCAUCGCCGCUUUGGCGACUUUCCCCGCAGGGAACUGCGCUCGCGGGCGCACUCCUUAUCUCCCUCGUGGCGUGAGACGGAGGUGCUCGACGGCCACGAGGAGGGGAACUGCGGCAUGGCUGAUGCCUUGGCGACGCGGCUGGACAGCUUUGGCUGCAUCCCGUACGAAUCCCGCUACAACUUGACCGAGCCACCCGAUGCCCUUCAGGGAGGGGGAGGUGGGAGCAGCAGCAGCAAGAACAAAAAGGGCGGCGGCGGCGGAGGAGUGAGAAAAAAAGGCAAAGCAAAGGCACCAAAGAGUGGUGUGCUGCGAGCAGACUUGGAUAUUCCAUGGCAGCUUCGUGAGCCCGUUAGUGACCCUGGUUGCAGCUACUUUGACUUUCUCGGCACAAAAAACUUUUGGUUUCUCAUUCAGUUCUCAGCGCGUGUAACGUUUAUAGGCAUGCUUGUCCCUGCUGUUAUUAUUGCCGUAGGUAAGGAAAAAUUGGAAUUUAUGUCCUCCUCAUUCACUCUGCCGGCCGUCGUUCUUGCCGCCGACGUCUGUGUGGGGGGUUCUUUGAGCUUCACGGUGGCGUUCCUGAAGGCCGCUUGCAUUUGGCUUCCACUCGCCACAGCGUGUGCCGCGGUGGAGUUGCACCGUAGCUACGCCGCAUUCAUUGUGGUUUACUUUGUCCUACUUUUCCUCAUUGCCUGCUUCACGCGGGACACGACGCAGCGUGUUGCUCUGGUGCUCUUUAAUGUCUCACUGGUGAGCCAAAUGAACGGCAAAACCGCCCUGUCGUUUCCCUCGCACAUACUCGUGCAUUGGCUGGUUGGGGUUCUCUUUGGGGUGGCCAGUACCCUCCUGCCGUACCCCGUUUUGGCGACCCGCAUGGCGCAAUCCACGUCACACCGCAUCUGCGUGAACGCGGCGACGGCGUUUCGAGGUUUGUUGACCUGUUUCUGGGCAGCUUCAAAUACGUCGCGCAGCAUGGGGAUGGUGCGCAUCCGGCACGUCACGCGCUCGAUAGAUGUGCUGCUUGACAAGCUAGGCGGGGUGGAGAAGUUGACCUUCUACGAGUUCCUCUUCUUUGACAGCUUUGAGCGGCGCAAGGUGCGGCUGGAGAAGACGGAGCUGCUCGACCAGCUGCGCCUGAACCUGCACUCCAUGUCGCGGCUGAUUGACAUUGUGCAGGACAAUCCCCACAUCAUCGAUGGCUCCAGCCACUGCAUCCAGUUUGGCGCCAGCCUCUCCCACUCGAUGGAGGGCAUCUCACGUGCCGUGGAGGAACUACUUGGCGGCCUCGCAGAGGCGCGGAGCCGUCGCGAACUGCUGGAGCUCAACUCCCUCUUUGAGGCCUGUGGACGCAACUUCAAGAAUCUGCAGGAUGAGUUCAAUGUGGCAAGCCGGGAGCUCUUUUACGAGAAGCGGCAGGCCAAGGCGAUGGGAGAGUUUGUCCCCCUCAUGUCGUUCUUCGUCUUCUCGGUGGUGAACUUCUGGUCGGCGCUUGACGAGUUUCACCGCAAGAUGCGGACGGAGGGGCCGAACCUCACGCGGUUCUCGCCAAAGCGGUUGUGGGACCUCCUCACACACCCUUUUUUAGGUGAGAUAAAUUUCUUGAAGCGACUCGUGCUGAGGCACGGGGAGGCGGAGCUGCGGGUCCUUAUUGAGGCGGGGAAGGUUAGCGUGGCCAUGCUGAUUUCCAUGCUGUUCCUCUCCUCCAAGGACACGGAGUUUCUCACUUUGGCGGGGCCAACCAUCACUGCGUUUCUGUCGGGGGUAAAUCCAGUGCAGGUGCUGCAGGGAUCCGUGGCGCGGCUGGGCGGUACGCUGUUUGGCACCGUGGUUGGCUUCUUUGCGGCCUCGCUGUGCAAAACGACGAUCGACUUUAUUGCAAGUCUCUGCGUCAUUACCGCCGUCAUGACAUUCUUCCGCACGGGAGAGAAGUACGGGCCAGUCUGCAUGUCCACCAACUUCAUUGGGAUACCGAGUUUGGCUGGCGGGGCCGCGUCGUCCGCCGAGGUGGCCAUCGGCCGCAUUCAGCAAAACACCUUUGCGGUGGUGGUGUACUGCCUGAUUUUGGUUCUCGUGUUCCCGGUUAGCCCCGGGAGGCUUCUGAUGAAGAAGCGCAUGCACGUUCUGCAAACUAUUGCCGAGAUUAUGGACGACACUGUGGACUUCUACCGGGAGCCCCUGCACAAUGAACCACAGCUCCUCAGCAGCCGACGGGAGCCGGGGGCGCAAGAGCCGCGUGGCGGAGGCGAGAACGAAGUGGCUUCUGCGGGCGUUUACGUGUCGACGUUCAUCAAGGUACCGGAGCCCGACGCCCGCAUCUCCAACCUCUUCAACAAGGUGCGGAGCCUGCGGCAGGAGAUGGCACAGACCGCGCGUAUCAUGCCAUUUGCGGCGGACGAGCGCGGCAUAAAGCCGGUGGUGUACCCACAGAAGGCCUGCGAAGCGGUUCACACUGCGCUUUACCGUAUUUCGAACCUCGUGUACAACAUGGUGUGUAGCUGGAAGCUGAUGCGGGACAAGGCGUACUUCACGCCUGAGAUGCGUCGCCUGUUUUACUACAUCUACCCCGUCGCCAGAGACGUGCAGCACAGCCUGCAGCGCUUUGUGAAUCUCCUGAGCUUCUACGUGACGCACCCCUCCUCCUCGCUGGCGUCGGAGCUCACCAGCUGCCUCGUGGAGUUCCGCGUCCUUGUGGGUGAGUCAUCCCGCAGGAAGCACCGCGCCAUUCUGGCAACCAUCACCGCGGCAGUGCGGCGGCAGCGGCAGCGGCAGCGUGAAAAUGAGGCACGGCACCCACACUUAGGCAGAGGCGCGGGGCAUUCCGGCGAGGGGGGAGCCCCGCCCAACGUAAGUGACCCCUCAGGGAAGGCGCAGGAGACCGGCAACGCGACGCCCGCCGCGGGGCGUCCUCGCUCUCGGCAAGUCGGGGGCGCUGGGGAGGCGGCACCACCACCGGCACUUGGGCGCCAGCGGCCAAACGAGCCACUGUGUGCCGCGGGAGGCCGGGAAAAGGCGGGGCAGCGCGGCGGGCGAGCGGGCGAGCGGGCGUCCUCCACGGAGCCGACUUGUCGCCCCGGGGAGGAGGCGGUUUCAGAGCUGCAUUCGCGUCGCGGCGGCGCUGCUGCUGCCGCUUCGCCAGGACCCGCCGGCUCGGUGGACGCGGUGUGGUCGGGCGGUGGCGGCGGCGGCGGUGAUUCCUCCACGGCGUCCUCCUCGCACGGCUCCGUGCACUUCUCCGCGAGCUUCGCCACGCCCAUCACGGUCCCUGACACGGAGGGCAUACACGCCAUCGCGCUCACGCUGGACAUGAUGGGGAAGGAGCUGAAGAACGCCCUGCUUGCCUUUGAGGACAUGGUGCAGUUGAAGACCAACUGA